This is a messenger RNA of Lodderomyces theae, 1083 nucleotides long. RefSeq lists its product as uncharacterized. The transcript has a single exon. The record is from RefSeq and is a predicted model, not a curated record. Gene Ontology annotation, molecular function: protein heterodimerization activity. Bases 1 to 1083 code for a protein of 360 amino acids. NCBI's taxonomy places the organism in Eukaryota, Fungi, Ascomycota, Pichiomycetes, Serinales, Debaryomycetaceae.
AUGGAAGACUCAUUCUACUUCUCACUACUACGAAUUUCAAUAGCCCAAAUACUCAAAACUCAAGGAUUUGACAAAUGUAAACCGUCAACACUAAACAUUCUCACAUCAUUAUAUAUUGACUACUUAAACAAGCUUACAUCAGAGUCAAUUGCGUGCAGUUCAAUAAGGACAAGAACAAAUACACCAGAAGUCCAGGAUGUCAUGCAAGCUAUGCUUGACUUGGGAUUGGUAAAGGCUACUCAAAGUAAUAAGAUCCAUGAUGCUUAUUUUGAUGAACUGGAGUACAACACCAAAUCAGUGAACCUGUUUCAUAAUUGGGUCAUGAGCUACUAUGGAGAUCAGAUUAGGAAUAUAGCUAGGAGGAAGAAGCAAAAGGAUAUUGAAGAGGAGAAGGUAGCUAACGUUGCACAACAACUGGAUAAUCAACAACAGAGCAUUUACCAGCAAUUUGUGCUGGCUAAUAACCUCUCUAGUUCAAAAAAACAACGUAACAACAAAGGUGACGAUGAAGAAGUUGGUGAUGGCGAUAUUGCCAAAUCUUCCUUACUGAAUGCUCAUAGAUUAAAGUGGUUGAAUCACCUAUUUGAAAAAGAGUUGAAACUCGGCCACAAGUUCAAAUAUCUUUAUGCUACUGAGUUCAUAGCUAAUGAGUUUGAGGAGGAUUUACUUCGAAAUCAAGCAGAAGUGAGACGCGGCUCAACUGACCAAACGCUAGAUGCGACUAAUGACAAUGAUUUGGAUUUGGAUUUGGAUUUGCAGUCGAAAAUCAAACGUAUACGAAAUAAUGAAUGGAACAAUUUUAUGGUCAAGCCAAUUACUAAGGGAGACAAUCACAGACGGGAGGAUGGCGUAAGUAACGCUGGUGGAAUAGGUGCUGUGGGUUCAGCUGACGAUGACGUCAAUGAGUUGGUUAAAAAAGAGGCGGAUUUGGAAAAGUAUCUACCUUACAAAAUCAAGUAUCCUGAGGUGCUAGUUAGUGAUGAUGUCGAAGUUGCUGAAGUUGCCGAAGAUGAUGAAGGUGAUCUGGCAGAUGUUGAUAUGACGGACCCUACGAUCACAACACAUCAGCCAGCCGAGAUAUAG